Messenger RNA from Haliotis rubra (blacklip abalone), 3562 nucleotides. RefSeq names its product phosphatidylinositol 4,5-bisphosphate 3-kinase catalytic subunit alpha isoform-like. Gene Ontology annotation, biological process: cell migration; phosphatidylinositol-3-phosphate biosynthetic process; phosphatidylinositol-mediated signaling. Gene Ontology annotation, cellular component: phosphatidylinositol 3-kinase complex; plasma membrane; cytoplasm. Gene Ontology annotation, molecular function: 1-phosphatidylinositol-4-phosphate 3-kinase activity; 1-phosphatidylinositol-3-kinase activity. The record is from RefSeq and is a predicted model, not a curated record. Lineage: Eukaryota; Metazoa; Mollusca; Gastropoda; Lepetellida; Haliotidae.
UCUGAAUGAUAUUUGGUUCACAGACCAGAAUUUGACAAAGUGGAGCAAAAAUUGGCCAUGUGAUAUCCCGUGACAACUGCCAUUAAGAUGUCAUCCUUGUACAUUCUUUUAAUUGCACCGGGUGGUUCACAUCGGACCUAGCACCCAAAUGUUUUCCUGGCUGAGGUUCAUGUGUUAGUGAUGCCACCAAGCUCAGGGGAAUUAUGGGGGCAUCACUUGAUGCCCUCACAGGUGCCAGUCGACUGUCUCCUUCCGACCGGCAUCAUUGUCCCAAUGUUGUGCAACAGGGACGCAACUCUGGAGAAAAUCAAAACAGAUCUGUGGAUAGAAUCCAAGAAGUAUCCCCUUCAUGGCCAUCUCCUGGGUGCCGAGUCGUACAUAUUCGUUGGAAUUACCCAGGAUGCCGAGCGAGAGGAGUUCUACGAUGAAACUCGGAGACUGUGUGACUUGCGAUUGUUUCAAGCCACUCUCAAAGUGAUGGAACCAAUUGGAAACCGAGAGGAAAAAAUGUUAAAUUAUGAAAUAGGCAUGUUGAUUGGUAAACCUGUAAAUGAAUUCAAUGAGAUGAAGGAUCUGGAAGUGAUGACAUUUCGACGGAACAUUCUGGGAGUGUGCAAGGAGACAAUUGACCAGCGGGAGAAGGACAACAUACUUAGUCGGGCUAUGUAUGCGUAUCCACCCGAUAUUGAAUCAAAUCAAGUGCUGCCACCACAUCUCACUGAAAAACUGAAAAAAUUUGGUGAUGAUAACUCUGUGAUAAUCUGUGUGUGGGUUGUGGCCGAGGACAAUAAUAGAUCUAAAUACAGCGUGAAGGUUGCCCACAAUGCAACACCAACAGAUGUGAUUGCGGAAACCAUCCGUCGACGACGUAGACUGAUGAUGAUGUCAAAGGAGCACACCCAGCGGUGCAUAGAGGAGUACAGCCAUGCAUACGUUCUAAAAGUGUGUGGGUGUGACCAGUUCUUCCUGGAGGACUGUCCAAUCAGCCAGUAUAAGCCGAUCCGUGAGUGCAUUGCCAAUGAGAGGAUCCCCCAGUUGAUGCUGUUGCUGAAGGAGAGUGUGUUUGAUUCCCUGCAUGAGAAUGAGUUUUUCCUGCCAUCAUACUCUGUACGAGGUAUUCAGGCACUAAACGAGAUCAACAACCAGCAGACUGUGUCUCUGUGGGAUGUUCAGGCCAUGCUGAGGAUAAAGAUGAACUGUGCCACAUACGUCAACGUCAAGGAGCUGGGCAAGAUUUACGUGAAAGCAUGCGUGUACCACGGGACGGAGCCACUGUGUGAAGCACGUAACACCCAGCAAGUGGACUCGACCAAUCCACGCUGGGAUCAGUGGCUGGAGUUCCUGCCCAUUCCAGACAUCCCUCGCAGUGCUCGUCUCUGUCUCUCAAUUUGCUCUGUCUCCAAGAGGAAGAACAAGAAGGUCCACUAUGCUCUGGCGUGGGGCAACCUUCAGAUGUUUGACUUCAACGACCGUCUCCUGUCAGAGAAGAUCAGCCUCCACCUCUGGCCCAUGCCCCAAGGAAUGGACGACUUGGUUAACCCCAUCGGAUCACCAGGAUCCAACCCAGACAAAGACUGUCCGUGUCUGGAGCUGGAGUUUGACAGAUUCAGCCAUCCUGUACGGUACCCCCCUGACUCACACUUCGAACAGCUGGCCAAUCACAUCACACAUCGGGAUACAUACAGCCAGAUUGACACCAAACAGGAGCUGGAACGUGACAGGAAGAUGCUGGAGGACAUCAUCAGUAAAGACCCUCUGUCAGAUCUGUCUGAGCAGGACAAGGAACUCUUGUGGAAAAGGAGGGAGCUUUGUUUAGGAAUGCCCCACUCUCUGCCCAAGCUGUUGUCCUCUGUGAAGUGGAAUGACAGAGAAAAUGUAGCACAGCUGUAUGUGUUGUUGAGAAGAUGGCCCUCGGUCCUGCCGGAGGUGGCCUUGGAACUGUUGGACUGCUCCUACUCCGACCUGAGGGUCCGACAGUUUGCCGUGGAAUGCCUGGACCGCGGUCUCCGUGACGACAAACUGUCACAGUAUCUUCUGCAGCUUGUGCAGGCAAUGAAGUAUGAACCGUAUAUGGACAAUCCAAUGACAAAGUUCCUACUGAAGAGAGCCCUUCUGUCCCAGAGGAUAGGAAACUUCUUCUUCUGGCAUCUCAAAUCUGAGAUGCACCAGACAUCAUCUCGGCUGAGGUUUGGCCUGAUGUUAGAGGCGUACUGUCGAGGAUGUGGGUCGUUCCUGAAGACACUGAGUCGACAGGUGGAGGCAUUAGAAAAGCUAACUAAACUCACUGACAUGCUCAAGUCAGAGGUCAAAGAUGAUGAGCAGAUGAAGUUCCUGCAGGAACAGCUGCAGCAGCCCGACUACCAGGAGGCGCUCCAGAGCAUCAUCUCCCCUCUCAACACGGCACAUGUCCUUGGGGAGGUCAUACAAGCUGACUGCCGCGUCAUGACGUCCAAGAAGCGCCCCCUGUGGUUGGUGUGGAGUAACCCUGACCCUAUGAGAGACGUGCAUGAGGCGGACUACAGACUUAUGUUCAAGAAUGGUGAUGAUCUGAGACAGGACAUGCUGACUCUCCAGGUGAUACGGCUGAUGGACACCAUCUGGAAGGCUGAAGGCCUGGACCUCAGGAUGAUUCCCUAUGGAUGUUUGGCAACAGGGAAGGAUGUGGGUCUGAUUCAGGUUGUUCGGAAUGCCAAGACGAUCACAUCGAUACAGUCUCGGGGAGGAACUCGGGCCGCCAUUCAGAUGGAUUCUUCACAGCUUCACCGCUGGAUCAAGGAGAAGAAUGCAGACAGAUAUGACCAAGCAAUCGACGCAUUUACAAGGUCAUGUGCAGGCUACUGUGUCGCCACGUUCGUUCUGGGCAUCGGCGACAGGCAUCCUGAAAACAUCAUGGUGACAGAAGAAGGACAGGUAUUCCACAUUGACUUCGGUCAUUUUUUGGAUCACAAAAAGAAAAAGUUUGGGAUCAACAGAGAACGUGUUCCAUUUGUCCUGACUGAGGAUUUCAUCCGAGUGAUAGCUAAGGGUGCAGACCAGCCAUCAAAACAGGAAGAGUAUGAACGGUUCCAGAAGCUGUGUAUAUCUGCCUACGUGUUCCUGCGGAAACAUGCCCACCUGUUCAUCACUCUGUUCACGCUGAUGUUGUCGUGCGGAAUCCCAGAGCUUCAGUCUCUAGAUGACAUAGGCUACAUUCGAAAGACUCUGGCAGUGGAGAAGACUGAGAAGGAGGCUGUGAAGUACUUCAUGGAACAAUUCGGGAAUGCAUAUGGAGAUUCAUGGACCACAAAGUUUGACUGGUUUUUCCACAAUAUCAAGCAAUGGCUCUAACCCUGUGGAUCAUUGUCCUGGAUCCUGUUGCUCUACAAUGCGAUCUUAGCGCUAUGGAUGUCGUAAUUCAGUGUUGAAAAAGGGGUGUCACAAUCUUCUCAGCACAAAGAUCUUAGUUCUAAGUCUUGUUCAAAAGGCGAUCUUAGCACUAUAAAUGUCAUAAGCCAAUGUUAAUGAUCUUAGUUCUAUGGUAUGUUUCACAAAGCAAUCUUAGUGCUAUGAAUGUCAUUAGUUA